Molecule: messenger RNA, 1748 nt
Organism: Gracilinanus agilis (Agile Gracile Mouse Opossum)
Lineage: Eukaryota; Metazoa; Chordata; Mammalia; Didelphimorphia; Didelphidae
Gene: FDPS
Product: farnesyl diphosphate synthase
Exons: 10
Coding region: 436-1674 (412 amino acids)
Biological process (GO): trans, trans-farnesyl diphosphate biosynthetic process
Cellular component (GO): cytoplasm
Molecular function (GO): dimethylallyltranstransferase activity; (2E,6E)-farnesyl diphosphate synthase activity
Source: RefSeq, a predicted model, not a curated record
UGCUUGGAAUCUUGAUUCUAGUCCUAGCUUUGACACAGACUCCAAACAUUGCAUUUUCUGGGAUGCAGUUUUCCCACUGGGCAUGAGAUUAGAUGAGAUACUCUAAUUCUAAGAAUCUUUAGUUCUCAGUUGUAUGCCAUACACUCCCCACCAUGACACAUUUACUGCUUAUGGAUCUGCUACAGAGAUAACAUCUCAAGGGCAAGUUCUUUGCUUUUCUUUCCUCCCAACAUUCCAUAUGUGCCUUCCUGCCUCCUCUCCUUACACCCUUCUCCACCAAGGGGGAACAGAUCAAUAUUGUCUACCUAAAUGAACAGCAGCUCAGUGAAGUAGGGUGGGAAACGGGCUGGGGUAGUUACCACUGUGCAUCUGCCUCCAGUCCUUGCCCCUCUGCAGGGAGUACCUGGUGCCCCCCCUUUCCUUGCUACCCCUACGAUGCCCCCAGCCCGCUGGCUGAGAUCGGCAGGGGCCUUCCUGCUUCCAGCCCCGCGCUGGGUACCCUGGGAGAGGCAGCUGGGUCCCCCUUGGCAGCCCUCUCUGACAAAUGGGGGCUCAGCCGUGGGGGCCCAGCACAGUGCUCGCCACUGGUGCCAAUCUCGGAGAGAGAAACCUCGAAUGAACGGAGAUCAGAAGUCAGUUUUUGCCCAAGAGAAGCAAGAUUUUGUCCAGCAUUUCUCCCAGAUUGUGAAGAUCCUGACAGAAGAAUGGAUGGGACACCCUGAGGUGGGAGAUGCCAUAGCCAGGCUCAAGAAGGUCCUAGAGUACAAUGCCCUCGGGGGGAAAUACAAUCGAGGAUUAUCGGUGCUGAUGGUAUUUCGGGAGCUGGUGGAACCCCGAAAGCAGGAUGCGGACAGUCUACAAAGAGCACUUGCAGUGGGCUGGUGUGUGGAGCUGGUCCAGGCUUUUUUCCUAGUGGCAGAUGACAUCAUGGACUCUUCUCUGACCCGCCGGGGCCAGCCAUGCUGGUAUAAGACGCCUGGCAUUGGCUUAGAUGCCAUCAAUGAUGCCAUGUUGUUGGAAGCCUGCGUCUACCGCCUGCUGAAGCACUUCUGCCGUGGGCAGCCCUAUUACCUGAACCUCAUUGAACUCUUCCUCCAGUGCACUUAUCAGACUGAGAUUGGCCAAACCCUUGAUCUUAUUACAGCUCCUCAGGGCAAAGUUGAUCUUUCCAGAUUCACUGAGCAGAGAUAUAAGACCAUUGUCAAAUACAAGACGGCUUUCUACUCCUUCUACUUACCAUUUGCUUCUGCUAUGUACAUGGCAGGCAUAGAUGGGGAGAAAGAGCACACCAAUGCCAAGAAUAUCCUUCUGGAGAUGGGAGAAUUUUUUCAAAUUCAGGAUGAUUACCUUGACCUUUUUGGUGACCCCAAUAUGACUGGCAAGAUUGGCACUGACAUCCAAGACAACAAAUGCAGCUGGCUGGUGGUGAAGAGCCUUCAGCUAGCAUCAUCUGAGCAAAGAAAGAUCUUGGAGGAGAAUUAUGGACAGAAUGAUCCAGAGAAGAUUGCCAAAGUGAAGGAACUCUAUGAGAAACUUGAAUUGCCUGCUCUUUUCAACAAGUUUGAGGAAGAAAGUUACAGUAGACUGAUGGGGCUCAUUGAAAAGUAUUCAUCUCCCCUGCCUUCUUCCAUCUUCUUGGAAAUGGCAAAGAAGAUUUACAAACGGCAGAAAUGAUCAGGGAGUGGGUUAUGAAGGAAGCUGGGGAGGGCAGGGGACCAUGUGUGGAGUUGGGGGAGGGUAAACUCUUA